Molecule: messenger RNA, 3261 nt
Organism: Pochonia chlamydosporia 170
Lineage: Eukaryota; Fungi; Ascomycota; Sordariomycetes; Hypocreales; Clavicipitaceae
Product: P-loop containing nucleoside triphosphate hydrolase
Exons: 3
Coding region: 1-3261 (1086 amino acids)
Biological process (GO): nucleoside metabolic process
Molecular function (GO): catalytic activity
Source: RefSeq, a predicted model, not a curated record
AUGAAGCACUUCCUCGUUGUCGGAAUUGGAGGAGGAGUGCCCUCGUAUGGUCAAGGCCAGCGAGAGCAUAUUGUAUUAGGGGAUGUGGUCGUCGGCGUCAUGCAAAGGGGGGAAGGGGGAGUAGCCUACUUCGAAUCCGGAGCAUGGGAACAAUGGGGACUCACACAAAGUUCUCACACGCUUCACCCGUCCGUGGUACUGCGCGGAGCAGUAAACAAUCUCAGAUCUCAAUAUAUAGGGCGUGCGGGGAGUAACAUUCCACAAACUCUAAGCCGGCUGCGAGAGAACCUGGCAGAUCAGGAACAAGUCGAGUAUAGUGAUCCUGGACCAGAUCACGAUUAUCUUUUUGCCGACAACUAUCACCAUGCCGACCCAGCCAAGUUGUGUGACAGCUGUUGCGACUUUUCUAAAGCAAAGCUACGACAUCAGCGAGAUACGAAUCUUAAACGCGAAAAGGAUAUGCCACAAAUUCACUAUGGCACCAUUGGAUCUUCCAACGCACUCAUCAUAGAUUCUGGAAAGAGAAAUAGCCUAUUCAAGCAGCUUAACAUCAUGUGUUUCGAGAUGGAAUCUGGUGGUGUCGUGGCUGAUCAUCAAGCACUGGUGAUCCGAGGUAUCUGCGAUUAUGCAGAUGCACAGAAUAAGCGGUGGCAAAAGUACGCCGCUGCUACGGCAGCCGCAUAUGCAAAGGAAGUCUUGUCAAUGAUUUCACCAGUCGAAAUCACUACAGAUUAUUCAUAUCAAACAGGUAAUGCUCCAAUGAAUAGGACUUGGGCUGCAGAUGUGUCCGAAAGAGACCAUCAACUUGUUCCUGGCAGCGGCGCCAAACGCCAGUCUGCGGCCUCUGAGACGCAGAAAUCCAUUUCUCCAGGAUCGCCGAAGCCAGUCAAGGGCAUAUCAUUUGUUUUGGAAAUGACCUCGAGCGUUUUUGGAUUUCUUGACUAUGGGUCCGAACUUAUUGACCGCUACUUCGAUGACUACUUUCCCGUUAAGCGCCAUCCCCUUCACGAUACAGACCUGGAAAAAAACUGUCAAAUGCUCAUAGAUAUCACCACAGCCGCAUGUACUAAGCUUGCAGAUCUGCAACGAGGAUAUCCACAGCAUAUAAAGCCCCUCCGAUAUCUUGUUGUCGACAUAUGGACGAAGCAAAACACGGAACAUUGGGAGCUAAUGGUGAAUAAGAUUCGCCACCAGGUUCUCUUGAUUGUUCUUAUUUGCAUCUGGGAGGAACCAAGGAAACCUCGCAAUCAGGUGGAGGCUACAACGAAAGAUGGGACAGCAUCCUUGAAGGCAGAACAACAAAUUGCAGCUGACAUGAAUUCGAUUCGCAACGAGUUGAAGGUUAUGUCGGCGGGCAAAGGGUUUGAGAGCGCUUCCACACAGGAGGAGAUAGCAAAUUUGCUUUGGGCCAGCCUCCGACUAAUUGAUACUGAUCUUCUACUCGGUAAAUUUCCCACUCUCUCGUCUUCACCCUUUGGAUCUCAGCAAGCCAUGAAGAGUGCGCCGAGCUUUAUACCAAGACCGACUCCAGAGCAAAUCUCGAAAAAGAUUCUGAAAAGCCUCGAAUUCGAAGAAAUGACGUAUCGUGAGGAAACAAUCCCACAUCAAUACCCAGAGACAUUCACGUGGCUUUUUGCAGGUGAAAAGAAUACACAGGAUCAGCCCGAAGAGGCACAAACAUUCGUCCAGUGGCUGCAGUCUGAAAAUGAUCACGCGUUUUGGAUAACAGGUAAACCAGCAUCGGGCAAGAGCACCUUGAUGAAGUUUAUCUCACAGCACAAGCAACUGCAGACACAUCUUUCGCUUUGGGCGGGUGAUAAGCAACCCCUUAUUGCUACCACUUAUUUUUGGAAGCCGGGCUCAAAGGAGCAGAAAUCACUCAACGGGCUUCUGAGAUCACUUUUGUGUCAAUGUUUGAAGAUGCGGCCGGAUCGUUGUCAACUCUUCCCCCCAAGUAGGUGGGUGUUUCACUACUUGAUGGGUCUAGAUAGUGCGUCACCGAUGUGGGAAUCGACAGAACUUCGAGGCUGCCUUGAAAGGUUCUUGUCCAAGACCAAAGACAAAAACCGACAAGUUCUCCUCAUCGAUGGUCUCGAUGAGUUUGAUGACGAUUUUCAACAGGACUUGGUUGCACUUUUGAAAAAGAUCCAGGAUUGUCAUAGUACGAAAAUUUGUGUGGCAAGCAGAGAUUGGAAUCUUUUUCGGGACGCGUUCCAUCAGGGCCCAUCACUCAGAAUGGACGUCCUAACUAGAAGAGAUAUUGAUAUCUACGUUGAGAAACGUCUUGAGACCAGUCAAGCAUUUUUAGAGUUACAGAAACUCCACUCAGAAAACAUUAGGGCUCUGUUAGCCGAAAUAAGAGCAAAAGCCAAUGGUGUGUUCUUAUGGGUCGUCCUUGUCGUUGAGCAGCUCUUGCUGAUCGCUCGAGACGACCCGCGCCUCGAAACGAUCCGGAAGGUGCUCAAUGCCUUGCCGCCUGACCUAGAAAGAUUGUACAAUCAGAUACAGACUUCUCUGACUCCAGAGCAGAAAAGUACCGCGUCUAAGAUAUAUCAACUGGUAAUGGGGUGGAAGAGACUCUGGGGUGUCAAGAUGGAGACCACCUUCCUCUGGCUGACCUUAAAUCUGAACGAACGCUACGACGAGUUUGAUGUCACCUCUCUCAUGACAAGACUCUUAGCAACCUAUACUAAGGGAAUCGUACAAGUCGGCAGCUCCUCUCGCGCUGUGGAUUUCAUCCAUCGCACAGCCUUUGACUGGCUUCGCAUGGAAAGCAACUGGGCGACGAUCUGCUCACAACAGCCUGAAGAAUUUGUUUCUAGUUUGGAUAUUGUUUCUGUCUUAGUCAAACAUCUCCGACAUGUGUGGAAUAGGUUCGGUAACUUUGUCGAAGUCGACGAGGAGAGAAUAACGCUUGUUUUCCGAAUUCUUAGAUUCGCUGGAGAUAUACCGAACACAUCACGAAAUAGGCUAAGGCUUUUGUCUAUUCUCGAGCAAAUGGAAACUUACCAACUCUUGCCACUUAACAAGAUUAGCCCGGAUCAAUCCCUGAGUGUGUCAGAUGAUAUGCUACGACCGCAUCUCGCCGUUUACCCAGCAGCGUGGAACUGCUUGCCAUGUCUCCAGGCCAUAUGCGAGUCCGAUCCGUCGACCAUCCACGCUAAAUGCUUUUUUGCCCCAUUCGAUUCCCAGAGUUGGCGUCUGGAGGCUCUCUCACUCCUCGAGGUUGCUAUUUUUGGUGGCCCGGCCCGUAUAUCGUAG